GUUCUGCAUUAAUGUAUUAUUUUUGAUCAAAUAAUGGCAGAAAAAGGUCAUCACAGCCCUUGUUACAACAUCUUUCCUCUUCCCUCUGUUUCCACCUUUGUACUAGUCAUAAUGGAAGAGUGAAGAUGGGCGACUGGAACUUCCUUGGGGGGAUUUUGGAGGAGGUACAUAUCCAUUCCACUAUGGUCGGCAAGAUCUGGCUGACCAUCCUUUUCAUCUUCCGUAUGCUAGUCCUCGGGGUGGCAGCUGAAGAUGUGUGGAACGAUGAACAGGCCGACUUCAUAUGCAACACGGAGCAGCCCGGGUGCAGAAACGUCUGCUACGACCUGGCUUUCCCAAUCUCGCUCAUCCGCUACUGGGUGCUCCAAGUCAUAUUCGUAUCUUCUCCCUCGUUGGUUUACAUGGGCCACGCUCUGUACAGGCUCCGGGCACUGGAGAAGGCACGGCAGAAGAAGAAGGCGCUGCUGCGAAAGGAGCUGGAGUUGGUCGACAUGGAAUUGGCCGAAGCCAGGAAGAGGAUCGAACGGGAGAUGAAGCAGCUUGAUCAGGGGAAGCUGAACAAAGCUCCUCUGAGGGGUUCUCUGCUCCGUACGUACGUAGCUCACAUCGUCACUCGCUCUGUGGUCGAAGUGGUCUUCAUGAUGGGCCAGUAUCUCCUCUACGGCUUCCACCUCUACCCACUCUUUAAGUGUGAGCGCGAUCCUUGUCCUAAUGCGGUGGACUGCUAUGUCUCCAGACCAACAGAGAAAAGUGUCUUUAUGGUUUUCAUGCAGUUCAUCGCAGCAAUUUCCCUUUCUCUAAACAUGUUGGAGAUCAUACACCUGGGAUACAAAAAGAUUAAAAAGGGCAUUUUGGACUUCUACCCACAUUUGAGAGAUGACCGAGAUGAACUUGAUGACUUCUACGCCAACAAGUGUAAAAAAGAAUCUGUGAUACAAAUACGUACAAAUUCAGGGCGAAAUACAACAACCGCACCUGAAUCCAGUGACUACAGCCUCUUAAUGGAAAGGGUCCAGGGCCCAAUGCUGUACCCAAACCUUAUGAAACCGUCAACUUUUCUACCUCUCCAGCAGGAAUUAGACGACUCCAAAUGUUCACCUCAAAGCCCCCAAGAAUGUAACUGUCCUUCAACAAUUAAUGAGCCCUGUUCAGCCGACUGCAGCCUCCUGGUCAACUCAAAACAGGAGGCUGAGGACUUUUUACAUCUGACACCACACACCAAGGAAGAAAACGGCGGUGAAAGAGUGACCCCAGAUGUCCCCAAACGCCCAGAGAAAGCAACUCAUGCUUUGUCCUUCCCCAUCCUGCCAAUAAGUGGACAGAGGAGAUCGCUGAGGGCUUCUUUGAAAUGCUCCACAGUGUUGGAAGGGAAAAGCUCCGACACAGAUUCCUAUGGCGGUGCAAAGGCCAGCAGCGGGCCCCCCUCCCCUCAAAUACAACCAAAGCUGGAGGCCAAAAGCCAAAGCCAGAUUUCCACCUCCGAUUCAUUGGAUAGCUCAGGGUCCACGCACAAUCCUAGACCACCCUCCUCUAGCUGCAAAGCAUCGAUGGCCAGUAACGCAAGUAGCAAACGAACACCCGACCUGCAGAUCUGAACUGAACCAGCUCAUCCUAAUCUGUUACUGGUUGAGUUUACGUAUUUCUGCGGUUUCAUGGCUUUAACAAGUACACUAUAUGGACAAAAGUAUUGGGACACAUUGAAUUCAGGUGU
Sphaeramia orbicularis (orbiculate cardinalfish) is the source of this 1711-nucleotide messenger RNA. RefSeq names its product gap junction protein alpha 9a (gene gja9a). Gene Ontology annotation, cellular component: connexin complex. The record is from RefSeq and is a predicted model, not a curated record. Bases 126 to 1595 code for a protein of 489 amino acids. Gene Ontology annotation, biological process: cell-cell signaling. Lineage: Eukaryota; Metazoa; Chordata; Actinopteri; Kurtiformes; Apogonidae. The transcript is spliced from 4 exons. Gene Ontology annotation, molecular function: gap junction channel activity.